Oryza sativa Japonica Group (Japanese rice) is the source of this 1573-nucleotide messenger RNA. RefSeq names its product CRIB domain-containing protein RIC5. The record is from RefSeq and is a predicted model, not a curated record. Lineage: Eukaryota; Viridiplantae; Streptophyta; Magnoliopsida; Poales; Poaceae.
CUUGAAAGUCUUGAUCGAAAAAGCUAAGAAACCUACGAUAAUCAUACUAUAUAUCAAAACAUUUGCACCGAUACUUUAUCCGUUGUUUUCCACCGGACACUCCAUACUGAUUGAAUCAAGUAUUAGAUCAUUUUGCGCUGCUGAACUCAAGCUCCAAUGCAAGCUUCGUUAACUACCUACGAAAGGAUAUGGGAUAUGAUCGGAAAUUGUCAAAAUAAGAGGCAGAUUGGCUUGUUAGCUAAAUGACCCCUUUUUCAUGUUCUGAGUUGUCCAUCCCCGCCAUUUGCGCUGCAGACCAGUUAAGCAAAACCAGGGCCUCACAAACUGCUGUAUGUCAAAAUGAACUUCAACCAAAAGGAGCCUAGACCAAAAAUAGGGAACCAUAAAUAGAUCGAGGCAACAAACUUUCUGCCCUUCCAUUUCUCCAACUUGGAAGAGAGAAUCUAUGCUUGUUCCUGUUUGAGCUUUGGAAGGGAUUGCAAUUCCACUAAAUUGUGAUAGAUCAAACAGCAAUAGGUGAAGAGAAUUGCUGCAGACACAAUGAAGAUGUCAUAAAGAAGAUGAAAUUCGGUAGAUCAUGCUUCAUCACCCUCUUAAAUCUGCUUUGCAAGGCUAGAUCAAGGGACAAGGGGUGGAGGACAAACAUAUAAGUGGUGGAUUCCUCGCAGAGCACCGCGGGCGGGCAGCCGCCUGUGGAACCGGUUAAGAUGAAGGGCCUUCUCAAGGGCCUCCGAUACAUCUCACAAAUUUUCGAUCCGAGCGUGAAGGAGCCGGAGAUGCAGAUCGGGAACCCGACGGACGUGAAGCACGUCGCGCACAUCGGCUGGGACAACGCCUCCGUCACCGCGCCCAGCUGGAUGAACGAGUUCAAGCCAACGGCGGGGGGCACGGAAGGCGGCGAGGCGGAGGAGAACCAAGGAGGAGGCGGCGGCAGAGCGGACCAGGCGGAGCGGCCGCGGCGGGCGGGGCGGGGCAAAGAGCGGCGCGACGGAGGCAGCGAGGGGUCGCGGCGGCCGCCGAAGACGGAGGUGGGGGAGAACAACUGCGAGGGAGAAGCCGCCGCGGGGGCGGCGCCGAAGCAGCGGCGGAGGAAGGCGAGGGCGUCGGGGGGCACCUCGUCGGGGCGGUCCAAGUCGUCGUCGGUAGGCGGCGGCGGCGGCCCCUCCGCGGCGGCGAGGCCGGCCGCGGCGGGGGAUGACGACGGCGACAAGUGCUUCUGAGGCGACGCUGCAACGCGCGAUCGCUCUCUCGUUGCUGAUUUUUUUUUUUUUUUUGGCGUGGCAAGCACGAAACAUAUGGGGGGAGGAUUUCGAAUUUGUAUUUGAGGUUUUCGUCUAGACUCCGGGCUGCUUGCAGGAGAAGCCAUCAACUAGGAAGAAUUUAUAUGGGCCUUUCUCUUUUCUUUUCUGAUUUUUCUACAUCAUUUAUUCCUUUAUUUUGUACUUAUUUUUGUGGCGUUAGAGUUUGUAUAUGUAAUGUAGAGUUGGGCCGAGAAAACAAGUGACGGCCUGUCACGUUGUACUGUAUACUAAUGUUAUAAUGGGUCAAGUUGGGCCUCGGGCCGAUCAGUUCA